This is a messenger RNA of Symbiodinium sp. CCMP2456, 576 nucleotides long. Lineage: Eukaryota; Dinophyceae; Suessiales; Symbiodiniaceae. The record is from the annotation of a GenBank genome assembly.
AUGGCCUAUGCACCGUCUAGAAGGCGGACGGCUCUGGCCUUUGGCGUCAGCAGCUUGAUGGUCUUGGCCUUCUGUGGUCUGCAGAAGUCCUUCGUGGCCCUGAGCCCUGCGGGUGCAGCUAGCCCUCGCUCAGAGGUCCGGCUGCCUGCCGGAGCAGGGCAGCAGCAGACGGCUAGAGCUGCACCACCCAGCGCGUCCGUGGCCAGCUGGGGCAUUCCAGCUGCGCUUGCUCUUGGUGCGGCAGUUGUGUUGGCCUCACAGAGUCGUGAUCAGUCCUCCACCACGAUGUACGGCAAGCACGACAAGAAGACCUUCAGGGGGAAGCAGCAUGCCCACAGCUUCGGUAAGUACCGCAUGCGCAAGAACAAGGCGCGACGCAUCCAGGCAAUCAAGAACGGAACCUACGACCCCGAGAAUACGCCCCAGAGGGGGCAGCCCGAGCCUGAGCAUACUUGGGAUUACGACAACAUCGUCGACAACCCCAUAUACUACGCUCCGGACUACCUGAAGGAAGUCAUGGCUGAUUACUGGGAUGACGUGAACGAGGUGAUGCGCAAGAAGUGGAAGGACGAGUGA